AAUAAGGAAAAAAUGUACUACUCUAUAUCCGUUUCUACGCAGUCUAGGGUUUUCUGUGUAAUCACUAAUCAGCAACAGCCCAAAUCGUGAAUAGAACAGUCUCACAGUUCUAGCAGCUUAUGUGCAAGGAUGGACAAUAAUCCUCAGUCUUAUGGUGCUCAGCCUUUCAGGCCUCCAGCUGUUGGAUCAAUGGCCCAGCAAAGUUUUGGUCCACCCUUUCCUAUGCAAUUUCGGAUGCCAACGCAGCAAGGGCAGCCGUUUAUGCCUACAUCUUCAGCUUCUCAACAGUUUCUGCCCCUUGGGCAAGGUAUAUCUUCUCCUAAUGUCGGGAUCCCUCCUAAUCAAAGUCAACCACUGCAAUAUUCUCAGCCAAUGCAGCAGUUACCUCCAAGGCCUCCCCUUCAAAUGCAGUACAUUCAAACGAGCAUGCCUAUUACGUCUAGCGCACCACCACCUCAGCCAGCCGCUCCCCCUCUGAAUAGUCAGAUCUCUGGUUUAGGUGGCCCUGGAGUACCUUUCUCAUCGUCAUAUACAUUUGCACCAUCUUCUUUUGGUCAGGCACAACAUAAUGUCUCUGCGCCGUCGCAGUUCCAACCAUCUCAAAUGCAUGCACAGUUUGUUCCUGUUGGGGGACAGCCUUGGAUGUCAACUGGCGGUCAGGGUGGACCAAUUGUUACACCUGUCCAGCAGAUUGGGCAACAAUCUUCGGACACUGCUGUCACAGUUCCUGCUGUAAAUGUUCCUAGUGGUGCUCAACAAUCCUCUUCUGAUUGGCAAGAGUAUAAAGCUGAGGGUGAGCGGAGAUAUUAUUACAACAAGAAAACAAGACAAUCUAGUUGGGAGAAGCCUUUGGAAUUAAUGACCCCGAUUGAGAGAGCUGAUGCAUCAACUGUGUGGAAGGAAUUCACAACUGCGGAUGGUAGAAAAAAGUACUACUACAAUAAGGUUACAAAGCAAUCUAAAUGGCAAAUUCCUGAGGAGUUAAAGAUGGCUCGUGAACAAGCUGAGAAAGAAGCUAACCAAGGGACACUAUCAGAAAUUAGUACGACAUCUAAUUCAACGGCAAAUAUCAAUGUCUCUUCUGCUGAACAAUCAUCUGCUGCAGUAACUUCGGUUUACUCCAUCUCUUCAAGCCCAGUUCCAGUUAUACCAGAUGUCGUAGUUAAUGGUGCUUCUACUGGAUCCUCUGCCCUUCCUGUUGCACCUUCUGCCGCAACAAGUGCGGUUGGUGUUUCCUCUCCUGGUGUAAAUGUCACUCCUUCACCUUCUGCUACUUCAGGAAGUACCGGUGCUGCUUUAAUUAGCACUGGCACUACACCAAUGACUAGCUUGGAAAAUACAUCAUCUGGUGACCCGUCAAAUCCUUUAAGUGGAGCUUCUAUGCAGGAUAUUGAGGAAGCAAAGAAGGGAAUGGCAGUUGCUGGAAAAAUCAACGUGACACCAUUAGAGGAGAAGCCUGUUGAGGACGAACUUUUGGUGUAUGCCACCAAGCAGGAAGCCAGAAAUGCUUUUAAAGCACUUUUGGAGUCGGCAAAUGUUGAGUCUAACUGGACUUGGGAGCAGACAAUGCGAGUGAUAAUCAAUGACAAAAGAUAUGGUGCUUUAAAAACACUUGGUGAGCGAAAGCAGGCAUUCAAUGAGUACUUGGGCCAAAGGAAGAAGCUCGAGGCAGAGGAAAGGCGCUUAAGGAUGAAAAAAGCACGCGAAGAGUUCGCAAAGAUGUUAGAAGAGUGUGAUGAGCUUACUUCAAACACUAGAUGGAGCAAAGCUAUAAGUAUGUUUGAAGAAGAUGAGCGGUUCAAGGCCUUGGAUCGACCUGCAGAACGUGAAGAUUUGUUCAAAAACUACUUGGUGGAUCUUCAGAAAAAGGAAAAGGAAAAGGCUCAGGAGGAGUAUAAGCGGAAUAGAAUAGAGUUCAGGCAGUAUUUAGAAACCUGCGGAUUUAUCAAGGUGAACACCCAGUGGAGAAAAGUUCAAGAUCGGUUAGAAGAUGAUGAAAGAUGCUCACGUAUUGAAAAAAUUGACCGCUUCGAAAUUUUCCAGGAAUAUAUUCGUGAUUUGGAGAAGGAAGAAGAAGAGCAGAAAAAGAUACAGAAGGAACAAUUAAAGCGAACCGAAAGGAAAAACCGUGAUGAGUUCCGUAAGAUGAUGGAUGAACAUGUUGCUGCUGGGGUACUCACAGCUAAAACUCACUGGCGGGAUUAUUGUAUGAAGGUCAAGGAUUCUGCACCAUAUCAGGCUGUUGCGCUGAAUACAUCUGGUUCUACACCAAAAGAUUUAUUUGAGGACAUUGCGGAAGAAUUAGAGAAGCAGUAUCAUGACGACAAAACUCGAAUAAAAGACGCUGUGAAGUUGGGGAAGGUCAGCAUCACAUCAGCGUCAACUUUGGAAGAUUUUAAGACUGCUGUUUUGGAGGAUGUAGGUUUGCCUCCAGUAUCAGAUAUUAAUGUGAAGCUUGUAUUUGAGGAUCUACUUGAGAGAGCCAGAGAAAAGGAGGAGAAAGAGGCUAAAAAGCGUCAACGUCUUGCCAAAGAGUUUAGUGAUCUUUUGUGCACCAUGAAGGAAAUUACUGAAUCUUCUAUUUGGGAGGAAAGCAAACAACUAUUUGAGGAAAGUACAGAGUACAGAUCGAUUGGUGAAGAGAGUUUUGCCCUGGAGAUCUUUGAGGAACAUGUUUUACACUUGCAGGAAAAGGCGAAAGAAAAGGAGCGCAAGCGAGAGGAGGAAAAGGUCAAAAAGGAGAAAGAGAGAGAGGAGAAAGAAAAGAGGAGGGAGAAAGAGAGAAAGGAUAAGGAGAGGGAGAGGGAGAAAGAGAAAGAACGUGAACGCGAACGCGAACGUGAAAAAGAGAAGGGCAAGGAACGGUCUAAGAAGGAUGAAGAAGAUAGUGAAACCGUUGAUGUGAGUGACAGUUAUGGCCCCAAAGAGGAGAAGAAGAGGGAGAAAGACAGAGAUAGAAAGCAUCGCAGGCGGCAUCACAGUUCAGCUGACGAUAUCAGUUCGGACAAGGAAGAAAAAGAGGAGUCCAGGAAAUCACGUCGACAUGAUAUCAGUUCGGACAAGGAAGAAAAAGAGGAGUCCAGGAAAUCACGUCGACAUGAUAUCAGUUCGGACAAGGAAGAAAAAGAGGAGUCCAGGAAAUCACGCCGACAUGGGAGUGACCGUAGAAAAUCGAGAAAGCAUGCAUAUUCACCUGAAUCAGAUAGUGAAAGCAAGCAUAAAAGACACAAGAGAGAUCACAGGGAUGGUUCACGUAGAAAUGGUGGGUAUGAGGAGCUCGAAGAUGGUGAGCUUGGGGAGGACGGUGAGAUUCAGUAGAUCACGUGAUACUUCUUUUUGUGAUGUCCUGCCCCUAAAGCAUUAAUGGAAACAAACUGUUUUGCACUUUGUCAACUAUAUUGGCAGGAUAUGUUAAUUUUCUGCCGAAAACUGUUUUACCUGACCAUACUUAGCAGACAAGAUUUGUAUCUGCCCUAGUUUCUGAUGUCAAUUGCAAAUGGGGGGUGUUUCUCUUCAAGUGCUGCGUUUAUAGGGUGUAAAAAGUAGUGUUUCUUAAAAAAAAAAUGUAUUGGAGAUGAAGCUCGGUGGUUUCUAUAUGGGUUUUAAGACUUCAAAGGUUAAGUGAAGUUUUUAGGAAGCAGCCUGAAGCUGUUUGGUCCUUGAUGUUUAAGAAUAUACUGUUAUAAUUUUCAGCAGAGGAAUAUUCUUUUUACCGACUUC
Molecule: messenger RNA, 3720 nt
Organism: Rhododendron vialii
Lineage: Eukaryota; Viridiplantae; Streptophyta; Magnoliopsida; Ericales; Ericaceae
Product: pre-mRNA-processing protein 40A
Exons: 29
Coding region: 130-3318 (1062 amino acids)
Biological process (GO): mRNA cis splicing, via spliceosome
Cellular component (GO): U1 snRNP; U2-type prespliceosome
Molecular function (GO): RNA binding; protein binding
Source: RefSeq, a predicted model, not a curated record